CCAAACGUAGCGCAAGAUGGCGCCAUCACCAAGCGUCGAUCGGGCAAGGGACCCCAAGAACGACGUCCCGAAAGAGCAAAAACGGUUCGAGGAGACGCACACGACACUUGGAAGGGGCUCGAGGACAACAUGUGGCUCCGCGAAGACCUUUUAAAGUCCAUCUGGCACGCUUUCACGGCGCUGGACGUGGACCAGCGCGGCAAAGUGUCCAAGUCUCAGCUCAAGGUGCUGUCCCACAGCCUGUGCACCGCCAUGAAGGUCCCCCACGACCCGCCGGCCCUCGAGGAGCAUUUCAGAGAUGACGAUAAAGGGCCCCUCUCCAACCACGGCUACAUGCCCUACGUCAGCAGGUUCAUUCUCGACAAGGUGCGAGAGGAUUUUGACGUUUUGGAAUUCAACAAGAUAUGCUGGACGCUGUGUCACAAGAACAACGUCUGCACGGAUCGUCUCCUCAUCUCAAACUGCGACGCUUUUAAAAUCUGGUGCAUUUUCAACUUCCUGUCCGAAGACAAGUACCCGCUCGUCAUUGUCACGGAGGAGCUCGAGUACUUCCUGCAAAAGCUGAGCGAGGCCGCGACGAGCGGCUGGCGCCAGCAGAAUCUUUCGGCUUCGGCGCUCCAGGCGGACGGCGGCCGCUGCCUGACCGCGUGGGAGAUGAUCCGACUGGUGGGAAGCGGCGCCUUCAGCGAGGGUUUGGACCGGCAGAGUCUUUCUAUGGGCAUCAACGAGGUCUUCCAGGAGCUCGUCCUGGACGUGCUGAAGCAGGGCUACAUGAUGAAAAAGGGCCACAGGAGGAAGAACUGGACCGAGCGCUGGUUUGUUCUGCGACCCGCCUCCAUGUCCUACUACGUUUGCGAGGACCUUGUCGAUGUCAAAGGACACAUCGCUCUCGACCAAAACUGCAGUGUGGAGUCUCUCCCGGACCGAGAAACAAAGAAAUGUCUGUUCAUGAUCAAGUGUCCCGAUAAAAGCUUUGAGAUCAGCGCGUCCGAUAAGAAGAAGAAGCUGGAAUGGAUUCAAGCCAUUCGAAGCUGCAUCCAGUUGCUGCGGUUGGGCCUGCCGUCCCCUCAUCGCGAGGCCCGGAUGAGGCGGCGCCAGCUCCGGCAGAGGCGGCGGGAGCGGGACGACGACCUGGCCGAGACCAUGGAGCGGCUGCGGGCGGCCGACGACAGCAACCGGAUGGAGCUGGACGCCGUGAGGAAGAAAAUGGAGGCGGUCGCGGCCGAAGCGGCGACGGAAGAAGAAAAGACCAAGAAGGCCGAGUUGGACCUGCAGGAUCGCUUCAGACUGGACCUGGAAAAAGAGAAACUGCUGCGUCGGCACUCGGAGGCGUCCGGCGAAGUGCGGGAGUACCUGCAGCGGGUCCGCCAGAUGGAGGACGUGUACCGCCAACUGGAGGAAGUCUUGGAGGACGAGAGGCGGGCCAAGCGCAAUGAGGGGGGCGUUGGGAAGCUGCAGCCCAGUCUGCUGGAGGAGGAAGCGGCCGGGAGGGCGGAGCCGGAGCGCCUCUGCCUGCAGCAGAAGGGGGCGCUGCGCCCGACGUGGAGCGCGGAGACCGAGCGGCGUGAAGCUCCGGAGGACUACGAGGAAGUAUCGAGCGUGGAGCGAGCCGCUAACGAGGUGACGGAGCGGCGAGAGCAACUUUUCAAACCCGGAGGAGGAGGAGGAGGACUGGUGCGACUCAUCCAGCCAGGCCACAAAGGUCCCCAGAUGGUGAGCAACUGGGGGGCGGCGGCCGUCACCGACGGCGAGCUGGAGCUGCGGAAGAAGUUGUGGCAGGAGAGCAAAGGUCAGCGAGCCCAAAGUCCGUGAAGCCGGCCGCAAAAUAUAACGUACGCCGUGUUUUGUGGGGCUUUACUACACACAGUUGUGCCUUGACUUUGAGUGAGAAUGAAGAGGGCAGACGCUGGUUUCCCACGUCAAAUAACUCUUCCUCAUUGAAAUGAAUUGAAAUGCCAGUAAUCCGUUCUAACCAGCAAAAAAAUACAUAUAUAUAUUUUCAUAUUGUAUUUGCACUUGUUUGACAAAUAAUGUCCAUCGAUCUUUCUUCGACUUCACUGGAGCGGCGCGGUGACAGAAGCUCGCUCGUGACUCAAAAAUGAGCUCGCAACACAAAGCAAAGGUUCAUAAUUGAAGGUAGAAGCUGCAGCUGUUCGUAAAAGACUUUAUCAAGUACCAAGCUGUGUGAGUUACUCAUGUAACAAAUAAAAUGUUGAAUUCAAAGCUAAACGUGUGUCCGAGCAGUACAUUUCUUUCAAAAUCAUCCGUCACGUGUCCAAAUAGCCUUGAUUGUCCGCCCAGGCAGCUCAAAUGGUUUGACGUACAUUUCUGUCCGCUAGGUGGCAGCAUAAGACCAUUUUGCUCACCAAAACUGGCGGUGUAUACAAUCUUUUUUUUUUUUUU
Syngnathoides biaculeatus (alligator pipefish) is the source of this 2403-nucleotide messenger RNA. It is a transcript of the gene swap70a, whose product is annotated as switching B cell complex subunit SWAP70a. The transcript has 12 exons. The record is from RefSeq and is a predicted model, not a curated record. NCBI's taxonomy places the organism in Eukaryota, Metazoa, Chordata, Actinopteri, Syngnathiformes, Syngnathidae. The coding region runs from base 130 to 1812 and encodes 560 amino acids. Gene Ontology annotation, cellular component: nucleus; cytoplasm.